Molecule: messenger RNA, 1423 nt
Organism: Morone saxatilis (striped sea-bass)
Lineage: Eukaryota; Metazoa; Chordata; Actinopteri; Moronidae
Gene: wdr89
Product: WD repeat domain 89
Exons: 2
Coding region: 199-1356 (385 amino acids)
Molecular function (GO): protein binding
Source: RefSeq, a predicted model, not a curated record
GGGUACAUCCUCCAUGCGUGUUUGGAGUGAAAAUAACGUGAUGACAUUAUCGUUGCUUUUAAGAGGUUUAUGAUUAAAGUUAAUGUUUAAAUAGUUUAUUAAUAUACGGGAUUUUAUCAAAAUGUCGAAGAAAUCUCCAAAGUUGUUUUUUUCCUCAAUGUGUGGAAACUUCUAGCAAGUAGUGUUUGAGUCUCUGUCAUGGAGGGUUUGGAGGAGAAGCUCAGCGGUCUGUCCAUCGCCCGGCGGUCUCGCCCGGAGGAACCCACCUACCUCCUGGACGUGGCCCUGCAGCCCGCCGGCCUGCUGGCGGUCUCCUGCUCCAACCUCACCGUCCACCUUCACAACAAGGACUCUCUGGACCUGGUGGGAGAGUAUCGGGGCCACAGCGGGUCGCUCUGUGGGGUCGUUUUCUCCCACACGACCCCUGACCUCCUCUACUCCGGUUCUGCUGAUGGGACGGUGCGGGGGUGGGACGUCCGCCGGCCCGGGACAGACGCAGUCCAGGUGUUUAAAAGCGACCCGUCACACAGCUACUGCAGCUUCGACCUGAGCUGCGGCGACGCGCUCCUGUGCGCCGGCACCGAGCAGGUGAACGAGGAGGACAGCUUCCUGGUGUUCUGGGAUGUCAGGAAACCGGGCGGGAAGCUUCUCGGGGUGUACUCCGAGUCGCACAGCGAUGACGUCACGCAGGUGCGCUUCCACCCUCGAGAUAAAGACCGGCUGGCGUCCGGCUCCACAGACGGCCUCGUCAACGUGUUCGACCUGAGCCGGGGGCCGGAGGAGGAGGCGCUGCUCGCCACCUGUAACAGCGACUCCUCGGCGGGGUCGGUCUGUUGGUCCGGACCGGAUUACACCCAGCUGCUGUGCCUCAGCCACGACGAGGGCCUGCACCUGUGGGAUCUGGGUCAGCUGGACACGGACGAGCCUCUCACCGUGUUCAGCACGUCUGACGCUCGCAGCCUGACGCCGCUGGCUGGCGGGGGAGGCGUGGAUUACCUGGUGGGGGGGAGGUGGCUGGAGGAGGCGAGGAAGCUGAUGGUGGUUGGGGGGAAGAACAACGGCGACCUCCACCUGAUGGAGUGUGGCGACGGGGGGCUUCGUCUGCUGAGGAGCCUCGAGGGCGGCCACGCCUCCACCGUGCGCUGCUUCCUGUGGGACGCGGCGGCGGAGGCUCUGGUCACCGGUGGAGAGGAUGCGCAGCUGUUGCUAUGGAAACCAGGAGGGGAGGACCUCACGACGGGGAAAAGAGAGUCCAUGAAGAGCCGGUCGGCUUUGAGACUCAAAUCCAGGCCGCAUAAAAAGCACGGCUACCAGAGAGACAGGAAGGCGGCGAAGACGCUGAAUCACACUGACUGACUGGUUUCAUCCACACACAAAGAACAACCUGUUCAUCAGCGCUCGCCGACCCCUUUCUGUCUACUGA